Messenger RNA from Musa acuminata AAA Group (dessert banana), 1866 nucleotides. RefSeq lists its product as uncharacterized. Lineage: Eukaryota; Viridiplantae; Streptophyta; Magnoliopsida; Zingiberales; Musaceae. The record is from RefSeq and is a predicted model, not a curated record. Bases 1 to 1866 code for a protein of 621 amino acids. The transcript has 3 exons.
AUGUCUUCCUCCUCCCUUUCGUCCUCUUUGAAGACCGUGGAGACGGCGACUUCGUCGAAUCCCGCCUCAUCGUCCGAUGAGAAGGCGGCCCGGGCCCUUGAGGCCCUGAUGUGGUCGCACGACCAUGACUCUACCGUGGGCGAGUCGUUGCUGAGCCUCCUCCGGGAUCGUUAUGGUAUCCCGGAGGAGUUCGUCCUUCGUGCUCCUGAGCCCGGUCAACGGGUAUAUGACCCAAUCCCUAGGUGCUUCGCCCUUACCCUAGAUGCUUUCGAGGCCGGGCUACGCCUCCCCUUCCACCCCGUCAUAACUUCGUGUGUUUCCUGGUGGCGUAUCUCCCCGUCUCAGAUGGCGCCGAACUCGUGGCGCUAUCUGGCGGCGUUUCUGGGGGAGUGUCACUAUGCCCGCAUAACCCCGACCCGUGACCUCUUCCUUUCUUGCUUCCGUCUUACUAAGGGGUUGGGGGGCUACUAUCUGUCCGCCCAAGCGGGCUUUCGGGUGAGCGGGGCCCCUUCCAGCAACAAGGGGUGGAAGCGGCGUUUCUUUUUCGUCAGCCGCCCGGGAGAUUGGGGUUUUGGGGUUCGCUGGGGGGCGCGUGUGAUAGACAACACCAUCCCAGUUUUGGACGACGAGGGGCGCCGAGGGCUCCAGAGGCUUAGAGAGAUCCUCCCGGCCUCCCGAGCCAUCCGGAAUAUGUCCGAGCGGUGGUUGGCGGAGGCGGGUCUCAGCCCGGUGCCUCUAGAGAUGGUGCGUCUCGAGGCCCUUCGAGGGGUAGAAACUCCUGCGGCUGUGUCGGACCGUUCGCCUUCUGUCGCUAGGGUGGGAACAAGGGAGGCCCCCGUGGACGUCGAGGUCGGUCAGCCUCGGAAGAAGGCACGGGUGCUUCCGAGCGACGGUCCUGAGGUGGUCACGGCCUCAGCGGAAGGUGUCAUGGCACCGACGGCGGGGGCUGCCACAGCACCGGUGGCUGAGGGCGUGGUGGCGCCGGCGGACCAUGCCGCGGGGAGUCAGGCGGAGGGCGAGGCUGGUCCGAGUGGGCGUGCAGCGAUGGAGGCGCCUCGCCAGCCCUCCAUUCGCGAGCUUCUUCGUCUUCCGCUCGGGAGAGAGGACGAGCCUUACUUGGCGCGGGAGGUGGGCGCUCUUCCGCGCGGCGCGGCCACUGAACCGUUAGUCGGCCGGUGGGAUGGUCUCACCCGGGGUAGCCGGGUGUGGGCCGAUAGUGAUUGCGCGGCCAGGACGCCUGGUUUUGACCUCUCUCCUUCCCCAGGGCAACCAUUACUCAUCGCUACCCUGAGUAGUCGCAAUGCCGAGCUCCGGAAGCAGGCGGACGAAGCUCGGGCUGGAGCGGGCCCUGAGGUUGUCGCGGCGGCCGCCUCGGACUUGGAGGCGGAGGCAGUGCGCCUUCGGUCGGAGCUCCAAGCAUCCACGGAGCGGUCCGCGGAGUUCCAGAUGCGGCUGGAGACGUCCGAGGGGCGUAAUACGGAGCUCCAGACGAGUCUGAGAGCGUCGGUGGCCGAGGCUCGUUCGGCGAGGGCGGACUCCCUCGAGCUGCUCCGACGCCUUGAGGAGUCGCGAGCCGAGGCGCGGGGAGCUUCAGAGGCUCUUGAUGCCGAGAUCCGCCAAAGGCCGGGGAGGGACAAGAAGCUGAUCGAGGACUACAAGGACUUCCCGGGAUUCCAGCUCGGCCUUGUUCGGACCGGGCGGGUUUCCUACGAGUACGGGUAUCGGGUUGCCCUUGCUCAUUUCAAGGUGCGCAACCCUGGCUCGGAGGUUAUGGAGGAUCCCUUUGGUUCCUUCCUCGAGGACCUAGACGUCGGCAUGCCAUCCGAUGUUCCUUUCGACGACAGCCCGGAUGCCCCUGAGGGGUGA